This is a messenger RNA of Paramecium tetraurelia, 1350 nucleotides long. RefSeq lists its product as uncharacterized. The record is from RefSeq and is a predicted model, not a curated record. NCBI's taxonomy places the organism in Eukaryota, Ciliophora, Oligohymenophorea, Peniculida, Parameciidae. Gene Ontology annotation, cellular component: cilium. The transcript is spliced from 5 exons.
AUGAAAGGAGUUUCUAAAUUGAAAUAUAGGAUUGUGUAUUGUUCAGGUGAAGAUUAAGACUAUCCUGUGACUGAAUUACUCACGCAAUCACCAUAAAGCAGAGGUUGGCAAGCACCCAAAUAUUGUGAAUAUCCCCAAGAAAUAGCAAUUUAAUUUGUUAGUGCAGCAAGAGUUAGACAGGUUCAAUUCUUGUCUCAUCAUUGCAAGAUCUCUACAAAGAUUGAACUUUAUGUUCACAUGCCAGAUAAGAAUAUACCUCCACAAUAUAAUCAAAUCAAAUAUAAGAAAUUGGGGUAUUUAUCCCUGGAUUCCAAUGAGAGAGGAGGAUACCAGGCAAGAGAAUUAAAAAGUGUAUAUAUAGACACACCAUGUUUAUUCAUGAAAUUUGUAUUUCAAAAAUGCUUCGUGAACAAAUUUAAUCUUUUCAACCAAAUUGGUGUUAUUGCUUUGUCAGUCUUUGGUGAACCCCUUGAUUCCCCUCCUGGAUAUGGAUAGAUGAAAUAGAAAGAAUUUUAUAAUGAAAUUUAAUUUGAAACAUAAUUCGAUCAAAAUACUCUUGAAAGACUACGAAUGCUUGAGGAGGCCAAGGACAAAGCUGUCUCAAGAGAAGAUUUCAUGGAAGCCAAAAGGAUUAAAGAGGCUAUAGAAAGGUUAAAAUAGAUAGGAGUUCAAUUAAGAACAUUGGAAGAGAGAAAGGCAGUGGCAAUAUAGAAUGAAGACUAUGAUUCAGCUAGCAUUAUCAAGUAGGAAAUUGAGAAGUUAAGGAAUGCCGUAGCUCCAGAUUCAAUGAUACGAAGACCAGAUAGUGCAUAAUAUCAAUAGCCUGUUUAUUAGCCAUAAUAAUAAUUCUAAUAGUAAUAGUAAUAACAAUAAUAAUACUAUUAAUAAUAAUAAUAAUAUUAGCCACCCCCUGUUUAGUCUUAAAUGGCUUUUGUUCCUCCUUAUUAAGCUCCUCCACCAUAGAUGCCAAUAUAAGGAGAAGAAAUGAUUUCAUAAUCGUAAUUUGAAGAACAAAGAGCUGAUCCAUCACAAAUGAGGCAAAAAAGAGUAGCAAAAGAAUUGAAUUAACAUCAUGAAGACAUGAUUGUACCUGCUGCCUUAAAAAAGCAAAAUAAUAACCAAUAUCCUGAUGAUGACAAAUAGCAAUAAUAAUAAUAUACAACUGAGCCGUUGACAGGAGAGAGUCUAUAAAAAGCUGAACCAUUAAUACCAAUUUUGACAGAGGAAUUCUGUUAAAAAAUAUUCAGUAAAUAAUGGGGAGCCAGAGAGGAUGGAUUAAAAUGGUUGGAAGAGUAGAUUUGGUAGACCAACUUAAGUCAACUCAUAGGAUCCCUUCCAUCUUCUUUUUGA